UUUCCUUCUCCUCGUGUUCUCUUCUCGCGUGGCUUUCCCCUUCUCCCUCACUUUCUCUUCUACUAACGCAAAGUGCAGCCCGACUUCAACUCUUCUCCUUUCUCAGUCGCCUUCGCGUCUCCUUCACAGUCGCCGACUCUUCAGCCCUUCGUGGUGGUUAGUUCAUGUGCGGCGUGCAAGAUUCUGCGCCGGAGAUGCGCUGAGAAAUGCGUAUUGGCGUCCUAUUUUCCUCUUUCUCAGCCUCUCAAGUUCCCCAUUGCUCACUGUAUCUUCGGCGCUAGCAACAUCAUUAUACUGCUUUGAAAUUUUUGUACGUGGUUGUAGCACUUUUUAAAGAUUUAAAGCAUUCAUUGAGCACAAAAAAUAAUGUAUCUAAGAUGACUACCGACUGCACUGGAGAUGCUGCUUUUGACAUGCUGCAACCGGAGCGUGACCUUCGCUUGAAUUGGGAAGUCGAUCUCGCCCAGAACCUUGAGCGAUAUCUCUUGCAGAUUUGCUCCGGUGAGUUUCAGUCCGACGAAGACGAGAACCACACUGUCAAUUUUGCUGAAGCUGCUCUGCUUCUCCAGGGCUCGAUUCAGGUUUACAGUCGGAAGGUUGAAUACCUUUACUCGUUAGUUUUGCGAGCAUUGGAGUUCCUUUCUGAAAGAAGACAGCAACAUCACUUAGAAGGGAACUCAAUAGAGGCUGAACAAAAUGGUUCUCAUAAAAUUGACGAGGGCGAGAACGAUCUAUAUUGGGUUUCAGAGGAUGUGCCAGUUGAUCCAAAGAAUACCCUGGACAGUACCAAGGAAGAUGUUUGGUUGAAUCAAACGGUAAAACCUCCUGCAAAUUUAAUCGUUCUUGAAGGUGAUUGCUUGGAUUCAUCUGAUAAUGGAGAACUAGAUUCAUACUUGUUGGCCACCGCUAGUAAUAUUUUCCAAGAUUUUAUACUUUUAGAUUCGUCUGAUGUUAAAACAUUCGAAGAUUUUAUGAAUGAGAACAAUAAGUUUGGAAAAAGUCAUAAUAGUGCACGUAGGGGCAGCUCGACCCGCAGGAGUUGUCAGUCUCAAUCAACUAUGCAAAGAUCAUCUUUUGGCAAGACUCAGGUUGGUGAUCAUGCUGCUGCUCAAUCACCACUUGUCAGCGGUAGCUUCGUACAUGAUCCUCUUGGAAAUUCUGAAUCAGACGACUCAAAUGGUUGUGAAGAUGAUGAUGAUUUUUGGAAGCCUUUGAAUCCUCAUGAACCAGGAAAUUUGAAAAUAAAACCAUUUAGAAAAGUUAAAGCUUUUAAAAAGAACUAUAAGAAAUCUGGUAAGCAUGAGUUUCUAAUAGCUUUGUUUCCAAUGGCGAAACUACAUGGCCCCGUUAGUCAAGAGUUUGCACAGAUUUGGGAAGAGCAGAACCAGGGAUUCGAAGCUCAUAAAGAAUCCAAAUCUGUUUUAUUAUAUGAGAAGUUGCGAAAUUCACUUAUCAAUGAAGGUCAUAAAAGUUGUGAUUCCCUUUCUGAUAUGGAAGAUGACAAUAUCGAUAAUGGUUUUGAAGACGCAAUGCCUGAUGUCAAUCAUCCAGAUAUUGGUGACCCCAACGAUCAUUUUAUGGAUGAGGCUAUGUGUUUUGGGAAUGAAAAGCAUGAUGUUGCGGCUCAUUUUGAUAAUGGUGAAGCAUAUGAACCUGAAUUUCCAGAUUCUCGUUCAAGUCUAGAAGAUCUUUGUCGCUCUCAUCUUGAUGCCCUCCUUGCAAGCAUUGCUGAGAGUGAGAAGCAGACAGAAAUGGCCACUCGAGUCUCUACAUGGAAACAAAAUAUUGAACACAAUUUGGAAGAUCAAGACAAACACCCGCCGUUUGAUAUUCAUGAAUACGGUCAAGCAAUUCUUGAAGAAUUAUCUAGUGAUGCUGACAGAGGAGGUCUCGUGCCUUUCUCUAAUGUUGUUGAAAGGCAGGAAAAGUACAAUGUGGCACGAAGUUUUUCCGCUCUACUUCAGUUGGUGAACAACGGAGAUGUGGAGCUGGAAAAGAAUGGGGUUGAUGGGGAGUCAAUUUGCUAUACUAAUGUUAAUCCAUUCUACAUUAGGCUUGUUCGCCACAAGAAACAGGUUUCAAGAGAAAGGUUUCUGUCCCCAUGUAAAACUAAUACUGUCAAAGAAUCUAGUGUGAGAGACAAGAAAGGACGAAAGUAGGGAGACAAAGAUCUUGAUUUGUUGAACCAGUUGAUUAACAUUCUACUGGACGACAAUCUAAUGUACAGUUGAGUAUUUGUAUAUAUAGUAAAGCAAUUCAACACAGGUUGUUGUGGCGUUGAGCAUCAACCUUUUGUUGGGGACAUAUUUCUGCUUCCCUCGUUUAGAUUACUUUAUUUGAUGUAAUUUUCAAUGGCGGGGCUCGGGAGAAGUAUAUAUUUCCACUUCUGUUUUUAUUCC
Molecule: messenger RNA, 2399 nt
Organism: Cucumis sativus (cucumber)
Lineage: Eukaryota; Viridiplantae; Streptophyta; Magnoliopsida; Cucurbitales; Cucurbitaceae
Product: condensin-2 complex subunit H2
Exons: 13
Coding region: 378-2159 (593 amino acids)
Biological process (GO): meiotic chromosome condensation; mitotic sister chromatid separation
Cellular component (GO): condensin complex; nucleus
Molecular function (GO): chromatin binding
Source: RefSeq, a predicted model, not a curated record